Uranotaenia lowii is the source of this 1233-nucleotide messenger RNA. RefSeq lists its product as uncharacterized. NCBI's taxonomy places the organism in Eukaryota, Metazoa, Arthropoda, Insecta, Diptera, Culicidae. The transcript is spliced from 2 exons. Gene Ontology annotation, cellular component: nucleus. The coding region runs from base 101 to 865 and encodes 254 amino acids. Gene Ontology annotation, molecular function: zinc ion binding. The record is from RefSeq and is a predicted model, not a curated record.
CGAGAAGUUGUAGGCAAAAGCAGAUUCGGAACACUCGUGUCACUUUUUCAGUCUACUAUUUCUAUUCCAAGCGAAAGGGUGCUUUCGACAACUGCCCAAGAUGAAUUCACCACUACUGAACUUUUUCGGAACAUCCGACAUCGUUAAACGUAUCGAAAAAAUCGUAACGGCGCAGAUCUGUCGGUUUUGUUUGCGCACAAGUCAACUUUCGCUUAUCGAUAUCGAGGACGAAUCCCUUAACGAAUUGGUAGAAGCCUAUACGUCGUACGAUCUGAACCAGGGUGAUCAACCGCGAUACGUGUGCGUUCGAUGCUCCAGGGUCAUGACCUUGAUCCGAAAGUUCCAUUCUGUGCGAACGGAGGCGGUCGAGAAAGUGAAGGGAUUUCUGUACCGCAAAGCAGAUUGGCCUGGAGCAGUGACGGAGACGUUUGAUGAGUUCGAUGAUAUGGAAGACCGCUAUGUACGAAGUAGCUCGCCCACAUUGGAGAACCCUUCGAAGAGGUUUUGUAUGUGGGAAGAUUCUGGUGUAUCGCAGGGCAGUCUCUCGGAAAGCGAUAGCUCUAGUGUGAUGUCAAUUCCUGCCCGACCAUGGUCCGAUAUUGGAGAGCAAUUUUACGCACCGAUUGAGAGUGAAUCUGAAAAGGAGAAAGAUUGCGUACGGUUGGUAAGUUCCGGAACACAAACUGAUGCGGAGUUGGAAACGGAGAGCUCAGAUUCUGAAUCUGAAACGGAAGAAGACGAUGAGUCAGAGCCAGACGAAUGGGACUACGCGAUUGAAGAGGAGGAUGAGCAUGACAGUGGAAUCGAGGAAGAAGACGACGAUGGAGAUUAUUUUAAAAAUCUGUUAGAUGAUCUCGUUAGGUGACGAAGGUACUAGAAAAGGGAGUAGAGUAUUCCUAUUUAGGAAGGAAAGCGCUUGGUGUCUGAAGUAAUAUUUUUUCUACCUACAGAACCAAAGAAAAACUCAUCGAAGGUACGUUUCAUACACAUAUUUCAAUUGUGCUUCAUAAAACUUUAUCCUAACCGAAUUCAAAUGACCUUUUUUCCGCUUUCUUAUUCAAAACUGUCAAGCUUUAUUAGAAAGAUUCCGUUAAAAUCUUACACUUCAAGUUCAAUACUCAAUUUUGAAGGCACCAUUUGCUUUUCAUUAAAAAUUUUACCUUUUCAUAAAAACACAAAAAGCUUUUCAACAGGAUUUGAAAGCGAUUUUAUACAAGUUUAUUUUUAUAGUAU